GGAGCCGGAGGUGUUUUACACACGGGCUGAACUUUGAGAAGACAGGACAACAAGAUGGUGUUAAGGCGGAGGAGAAACGCAGGAAAUGCCCAAAUUAAAGAACAGCAGAGCUCAGAGAUGCAAUACAACAGACGGACUCUCUUCAUUCAACAGUUUGAGAAAGAAGCACAGGAGCGCAUGAACGAGUUAGAAGCCAGAAUGGAAAACACGUUGGCAACAGUGGACAAAGUCUUCAAAGUGGAGCUGAUGAAGACGCUUCCUUCUCUUCAAAACACGCUCAUAGGAGAUUUAAUAAGCCAGGAGGAAAUCUCAGCAAGUGAGGUGUCAAUUGCAAUGAAGAAUGAGUCCCUUGAGAUGCAGCCGCCCCUUAGGAGGGUACACAGUAAAAGAGGAAAAUCAACUGAUUCUUCACCAGCUCAGUCCACCCCAGUGCAGCGGUCCUCAUCCAAGACCUCUAAGGGUGGAAAGGGGCCCAAAAAGAGCAGAAAAUUAGUUGGGAGUAACAGCACUGGAAAUCUCCGAGGCACCUCAGUCAUUGUCAAAAGAACUCAAAGCCGCUUGACUAAGACGAAUGACCAGACCCCACCAGCCAAACCUAAACUCAGGUCUGUUGUCUCUGCUGGUGACCUGAGCUGUUCAAAGGCCGGCUGUGCUGCACACAUCACUGUUACCACAGCUCAAGGACAGACUGUCUGUUUCUCUGAAGAGACAAAGGAUGAAAUUAGCCUGGACCUGCUUGAUGAUGUGGCAUGGUGCCAGAUUCAGAAGCUUACGAGUCUGAUGGACUAUUUGUCGAGGCAAAGUCGCAUCCAGCGAUGAGUAAAGACCAGGAUUUUUCUCCAUUUGGAUUGAAUUACAUUUUAAAGUUUUUAUAUUAGUACAAUUUUAAUAAAUAUCAGAUGUUAGACAGAUGUGUCUAAUAAGAGGAGCAGUGGUGUGUUGUCUUGGAGUUUUAAUAAUAUAAUAAAGCUUAUUUGUAUUUUGCAUGAUUGUCAGUAUGAUUUGUUCUGUCUGUAAAAUUUUAAAAUGCCCAUCACAAGUUUGAAAAUGUAUUGAAUUAGCUUAAUUUGACCUGAUUAUUAAAAACAAAUCAAUAUCAGUUUAACACUUGAGCAUUGCUAAAGUGUAACUGGAGCCCUAUUUAUGUGGUAAAUGGAACACUGGAUCUCACAAUACUACUGAAGUUUAAGGGUUUUACCCUGCCAGACAUGAUGAUAUAAUUGUUUUAAAAUUGUAUUUAUUGUAUUCUCUGUAAUAAUAAAAACCUAAUUUGAGUUGA
Centropristis striata (black sea bass) is the source of this 1279-nucleotide messenger RNA. RefSeq names its product cell division cycle associated 9 (gene cdca9). Gene Ontology annotation, cellular component: spindle midzone; chromosome, centromeric region; chromosome passenger complex. Bases 55 to 819 code for a protein of 254 amino acids. Gene Ontology annotation, biological process: mitotic sister chromatid segregation. The record is from RefSeq and is a predicted model, not a curated record. The transcript has 10 exons. NCBI's taxonomy places the organism in Eukaryota, Metazoa, Chordata, Actinopteri, Perciformes, Serranidae.